Pocillopora damicornis (cauliflower coral) is the source of this 3259-nucleotide messenger RNA. RefSeq lists its product as uncharacterized. The record is from RefSeq and is a predicted model, not a curated record. Lineage: Eukaryota; Metazoa; Cnidaria; Anthozoa; Scleractinia; Pocilloporidae.
UUUGGAGAGUUUAAAACUUUUUUCGUUGGAAACGUUGGGUAAAAUGUUUAGAGUCAGCGAUUCAGUCUUACAGAAGAAAAGACUAUUUUUUCAGUUUGUGAAGGUGGGAAGUAACCAUAAACAGAUGUUUGUCUACUUCAAGUAAGAGACGACUUGAAACCUAUGGAAAAUUCAGUUCUGUUUCUGAUUUUCAUUCAGUUAAAACCGGAUUGUCUAAAUGUUGUGCUGGUGAUAUUGGGGCAUUAGAUUGAAAAAGUAAAUGAUUCAGUUUUUAUCUUCUUUUCUACGUGGCUUCGCUCCAGCAAAACAAGGAGGGUAUCGUUUUGGUUGGGAAUCAAUGCGACUAUUCGUCACCAGAGCCCUUCUCGUGGAUCUGGUAACUAGAAGGUUUAGAGACUCUGGGAACGAGAAUGAUGUUGCAGUAAUUUUGUCUCUUACGUCAUCAACUAAUUAGUACAAGCUGGCACCUUGUUAUGAGGUUGUCAUUCUGUGAAAUGACAACAUUUGUUUUAGGAGAUUUCGGUUGGCUUCAAGAGAUAAUGCUGACACGAAAAAUUACGAAGUACAUUUAGUGGAUGGGUUUCACAAAGAAUCAAUGAUAAUGCCUUAAUGUAUCUAAUUUGGCUCGUAUUACACGGUUUGUAGCUAUUAAAUAUUCUGUAACCGCGGAAUUCAAUGAAAACAAUAACUUUUAAUUGCUAAGUAAGCGAGUGGUUGAAUUUACAUUGAUGGCGUGUAAACGAAAUGCACAUAUUCGCUUUUUCGAGCGGCAAAAUGCAUGACUAACUCUGUGUUAUGAAGUGCAGUUGUACUCUAAUUAAAAAGUCACAGGUUCUUCAUAACCGGACCGGGAAAAACAACUACUCGUCUUUUGAAGAGUUGAUUAGUCCUCAAAUAGAUCUUUGGUGUAUUCAAAUUGUAUUUAACAUCUCUGAUCCUGUCAGUCAUCCUCCUCACAAAAGAUGACAUUGUCAUGUUAAGUCAUGUCUCACUUUUUAGCUGCAAUAUUUAAGUGAAUCUUUCGACAGUCGACAGUUGUCCUCGGUGGCAACGACCACUGAGAGCACGGCAGCGUUUGACAUUUAAUGUCCUUCGUUCAGUGGCAAGUUACACCAUAUUUUAGCGUCUUUUGAGUCCAUGAGUCCGCCUUCCUGUUCAGCGAUGGAGUUUCACCAACAUGGAACCGAAAUUUCGUCCCCAAACGAACCGUUCAAGAACCUGUCUUUUACUACGCUAUCGAGUUUGGAAUUUGAAGCACUGAACAGUCUGGAUGAAAGCAUACGAUAUCACGAAACGAACGCUGUAGAUGAGAACAUCCAGUCUAGCAAGGAGCUGGGGAGACAUGACAAGAAAUUAGAGAACAAUGAUGUGAUGUUGCUGGAACCUCCGAACCAAGCUACUGCAACAAGGCAACCAGGAAAACUAAACGCUGGAUUUAUCUUGUUUGAUGGAGCUGAAAUGAAAUAUAUUUCAAAUGACGGAAAAGAUACAGAAACGCUAUCAAAACCGCCGGAACAACCCAACACGGACGGAAGUUUCCGAAGCAAAAGUUCCGAGUGUUCUACAAACAUUUCCGAUCAACCAGCGUAUUUGAAUUUAAGCUCUGAUGACUUAGUGGUGCGGGAGUCCUUCAAUGACAAGAAUUCGCGAAUUUCGCUGACACCCUACAAAAGGCUGCCAACCUAUGUUCAUUUUUCAACACCACAAAAAUUUUACUUGCUCUCUAUUGGUGCAGCUACCGUGUUAGCAGCGAACGCGUUUUACAUGAGUAUUGCGUUUUUCCUUUCAUUCCUCGGAAAGCAAGGUUUGUCAGAAAUAGGAAUUUGUCUUCACAUUCCGUUUCUAGCCUCCAUUUUGUUGACACUGUGCGGUAAGAAACACUGGGUACCAUUCCUCCCGACUGUUCCCAUCUGCCUCGUUUUGAUGGCUGCCUCUGUGGCCGUACUCCCGUCUCUUACGGCAGCUGGGAUUUCGCUGUCAAUCUUUGUUAUAUAUGGUGUAAUAACAAUCAAUGGUCUCUGUGCAGGUCUCAGCCAAUCAUUAGUCAAUCGUAUGGUUGUGUUGUUUCCUGGCGGGAAAAGCAGCUUGCUGGUUCGCUAUGGUGAAGGUCUUGGUUCUUUAUUACCAGCAGUGGUUCAACUAAUACUGUGUCUUUACCUUGGAAUAAACUUCACCGAACCAAAGCUGACUGACUCAACCACUCUUUGUCUUUACGCGUUGUUUGGUGUCGUGUUCCUUGGAAUCAUAACAGGACUGGUAUCAUUCUUAAAGCUACGUAAAAGUGGGAUAUAUGAACUAUUUGCGGCUCGUGACUGCAUUGCUCACAGUCCUAAGAAUAUAACAUUAGGAUCUGUCCCAGAAACAGCUAAAAGACGGUACCACACAGUAAAGUGGUAUUUACUUGUGGAGUUUACGCUCUCAUUUACAAGUUACUUUGUGCUGUCUUUUGCACCGUCUAUUCAUGAAGCGACCUUCGAAAGUCCACAAUCAAACACUGAACCUUUCUGGAGAGUCUAUCUGGCUACAGUUUUGAUCGCAUUUUUCAGAGCUGGUCAUUUUUUUGGAGAAGUUCUAUCUCGUCUCUGCUACAAUGUACAGCUAAAACUCGACAACGACGUUAAGAUGUUCCUAUAUUUAUCAGCGUCAAUUCUUCGCCUUGGUUUUAUCAUCUGUGCCGUGAUUUUCACUCGUUCUCCUUUCUUAGUCUAUAACAAUUUGUUCAUGAUAGGUUUCUUCUUUAUGUUAGCUUUCACAAAUAGUUUUCUGUCCGUUACCAUGGCAUCAAGUUGUCAGUCACUGAUCAGGGUACAGCGAAACGACACAUGCCCCAUAGUGUCGCAGUUACUCUGGAUUGCAGAAGUACUGGGGGCAAAUGUUGGUAUUGCCUUAUCAUUCGUACAACUGACAAUUUAGAGUUAACAGAGCCCAUAAUAGUCAGAUUUGAGACUCGUACUGAUGAUGACGCAGAAUAAAGAUCCAUGGGACCUGCCUGUGUAACUCAUUGAUUGAGGACUUCAAACGAAAGUUACAACCAGAUCGUGACAAUGCUUAAGUUUCUAUGCUGCGCCUUAAACAGGCUUAAAGACACUUUUCCUCUGCUUUAGGUGAAAAAGCAUAAAUGAGCUGACCUCAGCAAAAUAAUGACAUAAGAAAUAACAGACAUAAUAUACUUAAGUCUUUUAUUGCUAGAAAUUAGAAAAAAUGUUUAUGUACAGGCUUUAACGUAUAAUGGAAAAUAAAAGUCUCACGAAACUUUUAA